GGAGAGGCGUCUUAAUAAACGGCCUUCUCUGAAUCCUUUCCUUUCCUCUUUUUCUUCUUAUUCAGUUUCGUGAACCUCUGCCAAAAUGAGGGAGUGCAUUUCCAUUCACAUCGGCCAAGCCGGCAUUCAGGUCGGAAACGCCUGCUGGGAGCUUUAUUGCCUCGAGCAUGGCAUUCAGGCUGAUGGCCAGAUGCCAAGUGAUAAGACCAUAGGUGGAGGCGAUGACGCAUUCAACACCUUCUUCAGUGAAACUGGAGCUGGAAAGCAUGUACCUCGUGCAGUUUUUGUAGAUCUUGAGCCUACCGUUAUUGAUGAAGUUAGGACGGGGACAUAUCGCCAACUAUUCCACCCUGAGCAACUAAUUAGUGGCAAGGAGGACGCAGCUAACAACUUUGCCCGUGGACACUAUACCAUUGGAAAAGAGAUUGUUGAUCUUUGCUUAGAUCGUAUCAGAAAGCUUGCAGACAACUGCACUGGACUCCAAGGUUUCCUGGUUUUCAACGCUGUGGGUGGAGGCACUGGUUCUGGUCUCGGUUCCCUUCUGUUGGAGCGUCUCUCGGUGGACUAUGGCAAGAAGUCCAAGCUCGGUUUCACUGUCUAUCCUUCUCCACAAGUUUCAACCUCUGUUGUAGAGCCCUAUAACAGUGUUCUUUCCACCCACUCCCUUUUGGAGCACACUGAUGUUGCUGUGCUGCUUGACAAUGAAGCCAUAUAUGAUAUUUGCAGGCGUUCACUUGACAUUGAGCGACCAACCUACACCAACCUCAACCGGUUGGUUUCCCAGGUCAUAUCAUCGCUGACGGCUUCCUUGAGGUUUGACGGUGCCUUGAACGUUGAUGUCACAGAAUUUCAGACUAAUCUGGUUCCUUAUCCCAGGAUUCACUUCAUGCUUUCAUCAUAUGCUCCCGUGAUUUCAGCAGAGAAAGCAUAUCAUGAACAGUUGUCAGUUGCAGAAAUCACAAAUAGCGCAUUUGAGCCGUCAUCCAUGAUGGCCAAGUGUGAUCCCCGCCAUGGCAAAUACAUGGCUUGCUGUCUGAUGUACAGAGGGGACGUGGUCCCUAAAGAUGUGAACGCAGCUGUGGCAACCAUCAAGACCAAGCGCACCAUCCAAUUUGUUGACUGGUGCCCUACUGGAUUCAAGUGCGGUAUCAAUUACCAGCCUCCUACUGUUGUUCCCGGGGGUGAUCUUGCCAAGGUUCAGAGAGCCGUCUGCAUGAUUUCAAACUCCACUAGUGUUGCUGAGGUUUUCUCUCGCAUUGAUCACAAAUUUGAUCUCAUGUAUGCCAAGAGGGCAUUUGUACACUGGUACGUUGGCGAGGGGAUGGAAGAAGGUGAGUUCUCCGAGGCUCGUGAAGACCUUGCUGCCCUGGAGAAGGACUACGAGGAGGUCGGUGCGGAAGCUGCGGAAGGUGAAGAAGGCGAUGAGGGAGACGAGUAUUGAUUACAAAAUUCUACCUUCAGUCUAUCAUCGUUUUAUGGUCUAGUGUUUUUUCAAAUGGCGCCGGUCGCUGAUAUGUAUUUUCCCUGGUUUUCUCUCUCUAGUUGCUGCCAUUGGCCUACCAUCUGUUAUACAGUAUGGAGCUUGAACUCUUUCAUUACUAAUGCCUCGCGAUUUGUUGUCUAAAGCGGGAGUUCAUUAUACAGCAAUUACAAAAUUGAACUUGGGUUCCA
This is a messenger RNA of Neltuma alba, 1671 nucleotides long. RefSeq names its product tubulin alpha-1 chain. The record is from RefSeq and is a predicted model, not a curated record. Gene Ontology annotation, biological process: microtubule-based process. Gene Ontology annotation, cellular component: microtubule. NCBI's taxonomy places the organism in Eukaryota, Viridiplantae, Streptophyta, Magnoliopsida, Fabales, Fabaceae. Gene Ontology annotation, molecular function: GTP binding; structural constituent of cytoskeleton. Bases 86 to 1441 code for a protein of 451 amino acids. The transcript is spliced from 4 exons.